GAUCUCUCCUCAAAUAUUAAUUGUCUCCUGUCCUAAAGCACGCCCUUCACAUUGAAUUAUGCAGCGUACUCUAUCACAGGCUUUACUCUCAACUCAUUGGACUGUGACCUGGAUAUUUUUUGUUUUUGAUUUUUUUUUGUUUUGUUUUUACACUAAAUGCCUUUGGGAUUCAUUGGUGCUGUUCUUAAUUAGUACUAGUUUAUGUGCUACUCAGUUUAUAGUGUUUCUAAUGAUAAUAUGUUAAAAAAUAUAUUCACUAUUUAUUGUACUAUAAUGGUCAUUAAUUGGCUGGGUCAAGUCAGGUUGGUUUGCACUGAACUAAAACUGUCUUUUUUCCACAAGAGAGAGGACACUCUGGCGGUCAGUCAAAGUACUGUAACAACAGUACAGGCCAGAAGUGUCUUGGAUUGUGCUCUGACUUGUUUAUCCACUAACUGCACUUCUUUCUCUUUUGAUGACCAGCAGGACACGUGUGACAUAGGUAAUAUUACAGUUAGCAAUGUCGCUACAUCUCCACUGACUAACAUGUACAUCUCUUGCAAUGCGAAUGACGGCUUCAAACUUCUUAUCAAAGGUUCAGUCAUCGCUUGUGUUUAUCUGUCCAACAACCAAGUGGAUUACAUAUCGGCAAGAGAAAACUGUAAAGCCAUGUCUUCUCACCUUCUAACAGUCAAAACUUUGGACAAGCUGCAGAUGCUGCAAGACAAUUACAAGAGCAUAAAACAAAUCUGGAUUGGCCUCAAUGACAUCGAAGUCGAGAACGUCUUCAGAUGGGAGGAUGACAACAGUGUCUGUGACACCACUUGCAGGCCAAUGGUUUUUGAAUCAGGCAGGUAUUAA
Messenger RNA from Biomphalaria glabrata, 840 nucleotides. RefSeq lists its product as uncharacterized. The record is from RefSeq and is a predicted model, not a curated record. The coding region runs from base 202 to 840 and encodes 212 amino acids. The transcript has 4 exons. Lineage: Eukaryota; Metazoa; Mollusca; Gastropoda; Planorbidae.